AUGACGAAGCUUCGUGAACUGAUAUACCAAGAGCGGUUUUAUGUGGAUACGAUGACCAACAUGAAGCAGUUUAUGGAACGGUUUGACGCCGAUCGGGAUAAGCACCAACUGGAGGGAUGGAAGCAACGGAUAGAAACGGUUUAUAAGGAAUUCCAGAUUAACCGCCUGAGCCUUGAACUGCUGUUCGAGGAUACGAAUGAGGAAACCUCAGUCGAAGAACAACGGGAUGCGGAGAAGUCCGGGCAAUGGGAAGCCCACCACAAGUCUACCGAAGUUCCUCAAUACAAGGAUCUCAUCGAAUUCCUGCGUACGCAUCUGAUGGUUCUACAGUCGUUGGUGCCUUCGAAAUCUCGUUCGUCCGAUUCUCCCAAAUCGGAACUAAACCGACCGUUGAUAUUCUCGAAAAUUAAUACAGUCCACACCGUAACAAAUUCGACGCCUGGUUCCUGCCCGUUCUGUUCGAAGAAUCCACACUCACCAUUCAAAUGCGAUACGUUCCUGAAGAUGGCCGUGUCCCAACGCUUUGACCAAGUGAAGAAAAAGAACCUGUGUAUAAACUGCCUCUCCUUCUUGCACCUUCUCAGAGGUUGCUCGUCCAGCGGAUGUCGAGUCUGCAACCAGAAGCACCAUACUAUGCUCCACCAACCUCCUAGCGAUCGCUCGCCCUCCCAACAGAAAGCAAACACACCCUCUGUUGAAGGCUUGAGUUCGCAAUCGGCGAAUCAGCCACACUCCUCGAAUCAGUCUUCCUCGCCAGCUCGGUCCUCCUCGUCGUCUGAAACCCAACCACCAGCCGCCUCUGCUGCAGUUUCCAGUCUCGUUUCCACCACUCUCGUGGGUAGUAGUCGAAGAGUUCCUGCAACAGUUCUGCUGCAAACCGCCAUCAUCAAGGUUUUCGACUCCGAUGGAAACACUCUAUGGGCCAGAGCACUAUUGGAUCCUGCAUCACAGCUAUCGUUGAUCACCGAGAGCAUGGUUCAGAAGCUGAAACUGCAACGCUUUCCCAGUCGACAGGAGAUCAAGGGCCCAUAUAGCCGAGGGUCACACUGCACCGAAUACGCGGUCGUAGAACCAUGUCACAUCUUGAAGAAAAUCACUCGUGAACUCCCAGCCAAUGCAGUUGACUCCUCCCAGUGGAAGAUCCCGCCUGGUAUUACCCUAGCGGACCCGAAGUUCCACGAACCUGGUGCGAUAGAUUUGCUGCUGGGGAUGGAACUUUACUACGAAUUGCUUCUGGAGGGAUUCAUAAAACUUGGCCCCGAACAACCGGCUCUUCAAAACACCGUUUUUGGCUGGGUAGCUGCAGGAAGGGUAGGAAUCCAGCCUCAUCGAAACCAGCGGAAGGUUGCACAUGUUUGCAGCACGGGGGAUGCCGAAGACUCGAUCUCUCGUUUCUGGGAACUGGAAUCUUGCUGGUCACCCAGCACUAAAUCGCCGGAAGAAACUUCCUGCGAAGAACACUUUGUAGCCACCACAUUUCGUGACGAAUCAGGCCGAUUCGUAGUUACUCUUCCAAAGCGCUCUGAUGUUCUGGCUCAGCUCGGCCGCUCCAAGGAAAUAGCUGUUCGUAGAUUCCACGCCCUCGAACGUCGCCUCGAUUCCAACCCAAAUCUUAAGGAGGCCUAUUCUGCCUUCAUUUCGGAGUAUCUACAACUCAACCAUAUGCGGGAAAUUGAAGACACCGAUGACUGUUCCCUAUCCUACUACCUUCCGCAUCAUGGUGUGGAAAAGUUAGACAGUACAACUACCAAAUUAAGGGUAGUCUUCGAUGCCUCCUGCCGGACGGACUCUGGCAUGUCGUUGAACCAAGCGCUGAUGGUGGGACCUGUCGUACAAGACGAUUUGUACGCAAUAUCGCUUCGCUUCCGAAUGCGUCAACACGCCAUCAUUGCCGAUGCGGAAAAAAUGUAUCGGCAGGUUCGUCUGCAUCCAUCCGAUUACCCGCUGCACCGUAUUCUUUGGCGGAGGUCCUCCUUGGAGCCUCUCAAAACGUUCGAGCUCACCACCGUUACCUAUGAUACGGCUUCGGCGCCGUACUUGGCCACCAGGUGCCUCCUCGAGUUGUCCAAGCAAGGAGCAAACGAUUUCCCUCGAGCUGCGGAGGUUUUGGCCGAGGACUUCUAUAUCGACGACAUGCUUACAAGUGUCGACGACGAAAGCGAUGGAGCAGAACUCUGCAUCCAACUUCGGAAGCUGUUACACUCUGGCGGCUUCAGUUUGCGAAAAUGGGCAUCCAACUCCGAAGCCAUUUUGUCGAUCAUUCCGCCGGAAUUACGUUCGAUGCUGUGCUUGGAGACACCGUCAACCAUCAAAACUCUAGGACUGAUCUGGGAACCAUCCACGGAUCUGCUCCACUAUUCCGUUUCAAAAUGGUCACAAACGGACGCUCGGAGAUUCGAAAAGGCAGAAAAAGGUCAGCCUACCACGUCUGGAACUAUCAGCGGCUCUACUCUUGGGCCACCUUUACCACAAGGUCAACACUAG
Aedes albopictus (Asian tiger mosquito) is the source of this 2484-nucleotide messenger RNA. RefSeq lists its product as uncharacterized. Bases 1 to 2484 code for a protein of 827 amino acids. The transcript is spliced from 3 exons. The record is from RefSeq and is a predicted model, not a curated record. NCBI's taxonomy places the organism in Eukaryota, Metazoa, Arthropoda, Insecta, Diptera, Culicidae.